Messenger RNA from Malania oleifera, 1125 nucleotides. RefSeq lists its product as uncharacterized. Gene Ontology annotation, molecular function: zinc ion binding; nucleic acid binding. Lineage: Eukaryota; Viridiplantae; Streptophyta; Magnoliopsida; Santalales; Ximeniaceae. The coding region runs from base 1 to 1125 and encodes 374 amino acids. The transcript is spliced from 4 exons. The record is from RefSeq and is a predicted model, not a curated record.
AUGUUCGAAAGAGAACUGAGGCACGCCAUACGUGCGCAGGUGGCAGUGUUGAUGGUCCAGGUCUUUACGGAGCUAGUGGAUAGAGCCAUGGUGGCUGAAGCCAAUGUACAUAAAGGGGAAAGAGAGGCAAGUCAAAAGAAGAGGAAGAGACCUAGUAGUUCAUCAAGCCAGCAACAGGCAUCAAAACCACAAGCCACUCAAGGAAAUUCUCAGCGCCCUGCUUGUCCUAAAUGCAAUAGGAUGCACAUAGACGAGUGUCGGGAUGGUUUUAUGGCUUGCUACUGGUGUGGUAGUACAGGACACCGGAUACCGGAUUGUUACGUGGUACUAAACAACGCGCCUUCACAGCAGAAGUAUGGAGGAAGUAGUCAGGCAACUAGAGGAGGUCACCAAGGGGGCAUCGUGCAAGCGCAGGUGUACUCGUUGACGCCGGGUGAUACAAAGAACAUGGGCAAUGUGGUGAUAGGUACGAUUUCAUUUAUGUCACAUAAUGCUAUUGUACUGUUCAACUCAAGGGCAACCCACUUAUUUGUAUCCUGGAGAUUUUCUAGAGUAUGUGGAGUUGAGACCCAGUUGUUAGGCAUCGACUUAGGAGUGGCUGUGCCGAUGAGGUCGGUCAUUGUGUGUACUAAGGUGGUUAAAUACCAUUCGAUAAAAAUUCAGGGGAGGAAGUUGUCUGCCAGUCUCAUUAUUUUGGAGAUGCAGGGAUUCGAUAUUAUCUUAGGGAUGGACUGGUUAGCAUCCAGCUAUGCGAGCAUAGAGUGCCGAAAGAAGGAGGGGUAUCUGGCGUGUGUGAAAGCAAUACCAAAGGAAGGACUGAAGCUGGUGGAUAUUCCAGUGAUAAGGGAGUUUUUUGAUGUCUUUCCUGAGGACUUACCAAGGUUGCCUCCAAAUCGGGAAGUGGAGUUCGCUAUUGAUUUAGCACCAGGGACAACACCAAUCUCCAAGCAUCAGAUCAUGAUGGAUCUAGAGAGGUUGGGGGUAGAGUUGGUGGACGAAGACCCACAGGUGUUCAUCGCCGGUUUAGUUGUUCAGCCAACCUUGCGAGAAAGAAUCAAGACAGCUCAGAGGGAAGACGCAGAGCUGGUAGAGGUCAGGGAAGGAGUGCAGAAUAGGUUGAAGUAA